AUGAACCUUGCUAGUAUGAAUGCACAAGCCGUGCGCCUCUUGCAACGAGGACGUCCUGAUGAAGCCGUAUCCCUUCUAUUGGAAGGGUUUGAAAGACUCGACGUCCUGAACACUGAUGUUCCGGAUGAAACAACAGUAUCGGAUGUUGCUUCUACGUUUUCGACAGUGUCUGCUGAUGGCGCCUCUAGUGGCUUGGUUUCAUUGGGCAAGAUACCGCCAUCAUCCUCAGCAGACAACAAUGCCGAUCAAUGCAGUCAAUACUCCAUCAAGCACGUCGCAUCCAGAGCCGCGAGUGAACCAUCCAGUCGCAGGUAUCAAGCAGCAGCCAGUCGGGCUGCAGAAGCUCGCCUAAGACAAAGUCGAUCUUUGGAUGAACCUCUCCUGCAAACUGUCGAUUCUGAUGUAUCGGAUAUCUCUGCGGCAACAGCGUUAUCAGCCAUUGACUUUGGACAAAGUGAGAACCAGUCCGAAGUGGAAUCUGUAGAGAUGUCACUGUCACUCCAAGAUGAACAGAGGGCAGCUGAAGAGGACAUUGCCAGUACGGAACCAUUGCACAACUCCACCACCACCCAUUUAGAAAGCGUCGCCCUACCAGAGUUCUCAGAUGUUGAUAGCAGAGACAUGGCCAAUCCAACAGAUGAGGAAACCACUUCCUCCGCCAACAGCAACCAGUCCGUAUCCGAAAAUAUUUUCACGUUUUAUCAACGAGCCUUUGUGCUUACAACAACAUCAGCAACAAUGGAAAGUAGCAACCUGGAGGGUGACAACAACAACAACGAUGACACGUCCAAACAAUCCGCAGUGCUGCUGUAUAACAUGGCCGUGGCACAUCACAACUAUGCCCUUUACCGCCGAGAUCCCGUAGCCGCACACGGGGAAUUCCGCACCGCUUUGGUGUUUUAUGACAUGGCCUUUUCCAUGAUUCAGGAAUCAUUGGCGACCGAAGAGGACGACGAAGACUUUUUGUUGCUCUUGUUGGCCGUAUUGAAUAAUCUGGGCCAUAUUCACGCUCACCGCUACAAUUAUUUGGAAACGCAAGAAAUGUUGUCAUCUCUGCAAGAGAUACUAGCCGCCAUUCGACCUGCAUCGGGCGAAGCAUCCAUUAUGGAUUGCAGCCGUAACAACCGAGACGACUUUCUCUUCUUUUACAAAAAUCUGGUCGUCUAUCAAGAGCAAGAGUUCGCGGCAGCUCCAGCCGCUUGA
This is a messenger RNA of Seminavis robusta, 1203 nucleotides long. NCBI's taxonomy places the organism in Eukaryota, Bacillariophyta, Bacillariophyceae, Naviculales, Naviculaceae. The record is from the annotation of a GenBank genome assembly.